Rattus rattus (black rat) is the source of this 784-nucleotide messenger RNA. RefSeq names its product coiled-coil-helix-coiled-coil-helix domain containing 7 (gene Chchd7). The transcript has 5 exons. Bases 494 to 751 code for a protein of 85 amino acids. The record is from RefSeq and is a predicted model, not a curated record. NCBI's taxonomy places the organism in Eukaryota, Metazoa, Chordata, Mammalia, Rodentia, Muridae.
CGCGCCUGUCAAUCCCGCAGCAGCGCUCGCGGAUUGGACCGGCUGAAACGGGGGGCGCGGGGGCAGCAAGUUGGGGUGCGCGCUACUUAAGGUCCUGCUGCGUGAGCCACUGACGUGUUUGGAACAGCAACCGGCUCCGGUGCUGGCCGUGUGGUGGCCUGUGGUGAGUGGUCUCCGGCCCCUCCCUCCCUGAACGGCAGGCCGACGACAACACUCCGCCGAGGGCAGACCCCCCCAGUUCGUGGCGCCAAACCCUCCGCGGCAUGCUCCUGCCGCUGCUCACGCCACUCGAUUCGUCCGGCCGGGGCAGCGGAAGGUGACCCCAUGCAGGUUUACGGCGUGGUGAAUUUCUGCUUCCGGAUUUAACACUCACAGACCAGACUGAGAAGCCUGGGGGCCUAGACUUGCUCAGUAACGUGCCCUUCCCCCACUACGGAUCAAAGCUACGAGGAGAGUGGGAAAUCAGGAACUCCUUUGUAAGAAGUAAGACAAGAUGCCCAUGGUCACACGGCGGCUGAGAGACCCUGACAUAAAUCCUUGCUUAUCGGAAUCUGAUGCUUCUACCAGAUGUAUGGAUGAAAAUAACUAUGACAGGGAAAGGUGUUCCAGUUACUUCUUGAAGUACAAAAACUGCCGGCGAUUCUGGAAUUCUGUCAUGAUCCAAAGAAGACAAAAUGGAGUUCAGCCAUCUAUGCCUACAGCAGCAGAAAGAGAUGAAAUUUUGGGAGCAAUGCAAAAGAUGCCCUAUUGAGUAUUUGCAUUAAAAUUGUUUCUAUAACUUGAA